AUGGUCAAUUUCGAUGGCGGCUUCUCUGGUGUCGUUCUGGCGAUGCCAUCUUUCAACAACGCGUUCGGCAGCGAAUGCAAAGACACACCAGCCGGCAGGAGCUGCGUGCUCACAGCGACUGAGCAGUCUUUGCUUGCUAUUCCAUAUCUCUUCCAGGCAAUCGGUGGAGCUUUGGCUGGUAUUCUGGGAGCGUAUGUUGGUCGACGCGUGGCUAUCAACAUCGGGUGUCUCGUAGUGAUUGUUGGCGCGGCUGUUAUGAUUGGGAUUGAUAGCUAUGCUAAAUUCCUUGUUGGCAAAUGCAUAUCUGGAGUCGGUCUCGGCCUACUGCUUGGAGUUGGAAUCGUGUACGGGACGGAGUGCAUACCAGCAAGCCAGCGUGGUGCUCUUCUGAGCGUGUACAAUGUCGCUCUCGCGAUGGGCAACGUUGUCGUUGCCGCAGUCUGCGUCGGCUCGUCGAAGCUGUCUCCAAGCAAUGCUCUACAAUGGAAGACGCCCGUCAUCUGCCAGAUCCCCAUUGCUGUCCUUCUCGCAGCUUUAGUCUGGUUCUUUCCUGAGUCCCCAAGAUGGCUCCUCGCAACCAAAUCCAACCCCGAGCAGGCCAGCAAAGCCUUCGCACGCUUCUAUCGUGCAGACGUGCAAUCAGAAGAGGUGGAUCUCCAAAUGGCGCAGACUCAACUGAACCUCCAACACGACUUGGAAACCAAACGCUCCGUUUCAUGGCUGCAGAUUUACUCGGGCACCAACUUCAGACGAACAGUCAUCUCUGGCUUCAUUCUCACUGCCCUGGCCAUCUGCGGGAUUCAAUUCGCCCUCUCUUACGCGACCGUCUUUCUACAGGAUGUAGGUAUUUCAAAUGUCUUCGUAGUCAACCUCAUCCUAGGUUGCUGCAUCCUUGCUGGUACGCUUUUGACGCCCUGGUGUUUGGAGUAUCUUGGAUGUCGCGGCUCCUUUCUCGUCGGCUUCAGCGUCAUGUCUCUAUGCAUGCUCAUCUUCGCGGCUGUGGCAUCGGGCUUGGGAUCGAACUCAUCAGUCUCACACACAGUCCUAGUUGUCUUUUUGUGUCUGUGGGCAUUUACGUUCGGAGCUGGUAUUGGCUCAGCCGUUUGGCUCGCAUCAGCAGAAAUGCACUCCGUCCGUCUCCGAACAUACGGCCAGGCAUCAUCAGCAACCGUCUACCAAAUCUUCGGGUUUGCCGCAACAUUCUGGACACCGUACAUGCUGCAACCUCAAUACGGCAACUGGGGUACCAACGUGGGCUACUUCUACUUCGCUGUGAACGCCGUCAGCUUCGUCCUUACCUUCAUCUUCGUGCCAGAGACGGCCAAGUUGACAUUGGAACAAAUCGAUGAGUAUUUCGCAUCGGGGGUACCGGCGUGGAAGACGUCCGUAAGGAAGAACAAGAAGCUUGCGAAGGGCGAGUAG
Molecule: messenger RNA, 1422 nt
Organism: Zasmidium cellare ATCC 36951
Lineage: Eukaryota; Fungi; Ascomycota; Dothideomycetes; Mycosphaerellales; Mycosphaerellaceae
Exons: 5
Coding region: 1-1422 (473 amino acids)
Biological process (GO): transmembrane transport; carbohydrate transport
Cellular component (GO): membrane
Molecular function (GO): carbohydrate:proton symporter activity
Source: RefSeq, a predicted model, not a curated record